Molecule: messenger RNA, 834 nt
Organism: Paraphaeosphaeria sporulosa
Lineage: Eukaryota; Fungi; Ascomycota; Dothideomycetes; Pleosporales; Didymosphaeriaceae
Product: SGNH hydrolase
Exons: 4
Molecular function (GO): hydrolase activity
Source: RefSeq, a predicted model, not a curated record
CUCAUUGCGGCUGCCUCGGCCCUACCAGGACGGCACCAGGGACCGUCUCCGACAUCUUCGAGUGUGAAGGCGAUACCCACGAUCUGGCUUGCGGGUGAUUCGACGACCGCGCCCGGUGGAGGUCACAAUGGAACGGAAGGAUGGGGUCAAUAUCUAAAGUACUCAUUUGGCGACAAUGCUUUCGUAAACAACUCUGCAUACGCAGGACGUUCCGCUAGAUCCUUCACACGCGAAGGACGCUUCGACCGAAUUGCUGCAGCUAUGAAGCCUGGAGAUUUUGUGGUCAUUGAGCUGGGAAUCAAUGACCCGGGUAAACCGACGAAUGGGUCUACUAGUACUACGGGCGACAAGGGAAGAGCUGAUUGCCCUGGUGCAGGGAACGAGACUUGCACUGUGAUCUUUAACAACGUUACCGAGAUUGUGCAAACAUUCCCAACCUACAUCGAAACAGCUGCCAAGAAAUUCCUUUCACUUGGAGCUGCUAGUGUCAUUAUCUCUGAGCAGCUUCCUACCAAUGUUUGGGAAUCAGGUUCGUACUCAUACAAGCCGUCAAUCUUUUCAUAUUAUGACCUCUUGGUCACGGAUAGAUUGGGAGGACCGGCCGGAAAGGCAUAUCUCGUGCAACAUGGAAGCUACGCGGCACAAGCGCAGAAGUUGCUCGGGGCUGAAGUCGUUGACGCGAACUAUCCAAUGGACCACACGCACACUGCGCCGUUUCUUGCCGAUGUCCAUAGCCAGGCCUUCGUCUUGGGUCUCAAAUGUGGCACGAGUCCUCUAGGGAAUCUGGUUGUGAAUGCAACAGCUCGCAUCGAGGCAUCUCGAGGGCCAUGUUUG